GGUGUUGAAUUUUUUUCGUUCUUUGUUUUCAAAGUGGAAAAUCCUUCACUUUACUAGUGACUUAAAGUUGCACCAACCUUAUAACCCUACCAAAUCAAAAAGUAUGAUUUGUAUGCGUAUUUGUUAGGUACAUCCUAAUUACAAAUUAUUACAAUACAUAAUUUCUUUCCAUUUGUUUAUGCAAAGUUAUGCCUGGUUGGUGUAUUUAUGUUCCUAUAAUACUACAAUAUCCACAUGUAGGUAGCACUUCUAGGAAUUGUGAUAGCGAAGUUGGAUUUGAACUUUAAUUGAUACAUACAGAUAAAUCACUUCUGAAUCCAAUUUUCUACGUUUUGAAUCAUUCAAUUUUUUUUUUCGGCUAAACUAGGGUAAAGGAAACUAUUAUUUUUUGGUAUUUUCACUUUUAAUAGUGGAUAGCUUUACUUUAGCAAUCGUCGGUCAUGGUAAAAUAUCAUUCAUAUACUUAGUUAAAAUAUCACACUUCAGGUGGUCAAAUAGAGAGAAAAAAAUCCAGUGGUAAACAAACCCUAUUCAUUUGUCAUUUGUCAUCUAAUUUCAUUAAAAAAAACGUGUCUCAAGAGGUUCAAAACUUUAAUUCAAAUUAUCCAAUCAGUCAGUUUUUUCGGUAUAUAAAAUAACAGGGAAUGGUAUCAGUGUAACAAAAUUCGGAGCUCAAAUAAUAAAUUGUAAUGGAUCCGUAACUCAUUUUACCAAACUUCUGGAUUUGGUAGCAGGAUUCAGCUUUGAGUCACUAAUCAUAAAUGAAUUGUUUUUCACAAUAAAUAUGGAGAAAAAUCACGAAAAGGACAAUAAUGACAAAUAGGAAAGUGUAAAAGUACAAUAAUGACAGCCUGGCAGCAUUAUAGGUUUUUGAUGAGUUAUUUCCGAAAGCUCAUAAUUUCUCUAAAUUCAUCUUUGAAUUUUCUGACUUGGAUGACAUUUAUUUCGAAUAUUUAUGGAUAUUGCAUGAAGUGAAAUUAAUCUAACUAAUUCUGUAUACUAAAACAAUAAUCCUAUAUACUCAAAGAAUAACUGGUCACGUAACUUGAAUUUCAAUCGCAAAAUUCGUCGCAGAAAUGUAGAUGAAGGAUAAUAAUUCACGAGCACCAUGAACUUGAUUUUCUAAAAUGAAACGUAAGCGAAUCAUGAUAUUAUUAUUUUAAAGGAUAGCAGGAUUUGUAUCCAUGAAGUUUGUUACCUACUCAGUGUAAAAUGAUCUAGGAUCAUUUUCGUAUACAGUAUAUGUGAACAGAAUGCCUAAUCCCUGCGCGAGUGUAAUCCGGAUUGAUAAAAUAAUUAGGUUGUUCAUUAAGAGAUUUAUUGGCCGACAUAGGCCAUCAAGAGACACCAGCAAUUGAACCAUGAAUAUUAUGGGAUAUUUUGUUUUUUUUUUCAUAACAAAACGGUAGGGAAAAGUGUCAAAACCCCAAGCUUAUUUCAAGAUGAAUUUUUGAAACUCUAGCGUUCAAAAAACAUAGAAAUUUCGUUAAAAAAUAGAUCUAUGUUCUAAGGAAAUUUCUAUAUGGAUUUUUACAUUGUCUCUUUUUCGGAAAGGUAAAGUCAAACUUGUCACUGUAGCAAUUAUUGCAAUGCCUCUUUUCGUAAUUGCCGGUAAAGCAAACUGUCCCUAUUUCGUUCAUGCGAUACAAAUCGCUAAUUACCUGAGUGAUCACUUGCCGGAUAUAGUAAUCAACAAACGAGAAUUUCUCGGAGAAGAAUGGACUGAAUUCUUAAUCGAUAUAAAUCAAACUAACGGUUGGUCCAUCACGAAAUCUCCAGUCAUUUGGAAAGAAGUUGGAUUCGCUGGAAGUAGACCUCAUCUCAUAGGUGGUUUGAGCGAGUUUUGGGAAUACAUCGAUGAUUAUUAUGGAACGAAAACAUUCCUCGAAAGGAAAGCGGUUGCAGAGUUGUGUUCACAAAACUUGAAAGCCUUCAAAGAAAGAAACCUCAUAAAUGCUAAGGAAAGGCUCAAGUCAUCGGUGGUUGGUAUAUACGGUUUGAACAAUAACCUAGCCCAGAUGCUUCUGCCAGAACUAUUUAAGGUUCCUGAUCUUUUCCUUAAAAAUAUGGUAACUAUCAAAAUAUACGAUUCCGAAUCGUUGAGAGACUUCGACACAGAAGAAGAAAUCAGAUCGAUUAUGCAGACUUAUGAAGAAGAGCUACAAACAUAUGUGAAAUUCGAGUUGUUAUUCUGCACCACUAUAUCAUUCUUCAUUGAGAAUACAGAUUUCAUACUGAUAACUGAAGACUAUUCUCAGCGAGAUUCUGAAAAUAGGGAAACAUGGUUAAAGAGAUGUAGCGGUGACAUGUACGAACUAGCUAACGAAAUAAACGACACCGGCGGUGAGUUUUUAAAACUCAUUUGUUGUCAUUUGGGACCUGUUUGUUUCACAGCAACAACCAUCACAAAGUACGUGAAGGAAAAAUUCAGAAGCAGUGUAGUUGCUGUCACUGCCCACGAAGGAUUGAAAGCAUUGAAUUCAGUCAGUAAAAUGACGGAGAUACCAAUUUCCCAUCUAGCUUCUCCUCCUGUAUGGGGUUUCGUUGGUUUGGAUCAGUUUGUAGAUGUCCAAGGCAUUAUAGUAAUUCAAGACAUAAUAAGGCCGUAUAAAAGGGCCGUUAAGGAUAUUAGAGACUCGUCGCUUCCUCAGAAGAAAGUCAGAAAAGAGCUUCGAAUGUUAUCAUGUAUCGUUAAUCAAAAAAAUUUCGAAAACGACAUGGUCACACGUUGCAAUAUGUACAAUAAGUUGGGUAUAAAGCCUGUAUUACCCCUUCUCAGAGCUACACUUCAUCUCCUGGAGCUAUGGUCUGCCCCUAAAAAAGCAGCAGAUGUGGUUAUUUCCUUGGGAAUUUAUUCCGAAGGAUCUAGUGGAAUACCCCAAAAGAUAGUGUUCUCGCAACCAGUAACGCUGAAUGAUAAAAAUUCAUGGGUACCUUUCGACAAACUUCCAAUUUUGGAUCAAUCGUAUGGACAGAUACAAAAAUGCAAAUCAUUUACUGCUGAUUUGAUAGAGAUGAUCCGAGAUUACUUCUAAUGGAAAGUGUUCAGAUAACCCAUUUAAUUUUUUUUUUAGUUGUCAGUUGUGGUACUGGGUCCUAUCGAUUUAUAGCAAGUAUUUGUGAGAGUAGGUUUUUGCAGCCUUCUUGAAAACUGAAGAAUCAACCUUAUUACCUAAUCUCCGUCCAAGGUUUCAGUUCUAAGCUUUGAGUAUUCAAUUAAUUCAGUUAAUAAUGAAAAUUCUUAGGCUACAUACCUCAUAUUCCUCCACUUAUACCGGUAAUAAAUACCAUCUCUGUUGUUUUAUUUCAUAAUAUUUUUAUUAUUUAAUUACACAGUAUGAUUCAAUGCUCCAUUCAAAAUGAAAAGAAUCUCACCUUUCGGGCUUUAUCUAAAAUAAUAUUAGACAUAUUUAGUUUGGUGAAUAAUUCGAAAAAACCAAUUUUAAAAUGUUUCAUUAUGAUCCAUUAUUUUUUCUUACUAUCGCGAUCAAUUCAUUUGAACGGUAUAAAUUGAUUUCCUCGAAAUGUUCCGUAAUAACUUCAUUGUACAUCGGUAUUUCACAUCCUUAUUUUUUAGCCCCUGUCAAUUGUUAUUUCCGGCUGGUCAUUCAGCAAUGUAUAAAAUGAAUCAUAUUUCGAUACACGCCUAAACGUUUUAAAUAUCAAUACCCCUCCCUAUUGUAAAGAAUAUUCUUUACAUCUUUAAAUCCGGUAUAAACCGGAUUAUACACAUUGCUGGCAACAUAUAAAAUUUCAUGGAGUAAUCCUAUAGGCAAUUUGCUACAAAAAAAUUUGCCAUACAGGGUGAGUUUUGACUUGUACAAAUAUUUCAACGGUAUGUUCUUGAGGUCAAAAGAAACAC
Messenger RNA from Coccinella septempunctata (seven-spotted ladybird), 3862 nucleotides. RefSeq names its product putative malate dehydrogenase 1B. NCBI's taxonomy places the organism in Eukaryota, Metazoa, Arthropoda, Insecta, Coleoptera, Coccinellidae. Gene Ontology annotation, biological process: tricarboxylic acid cycle; oxaloacetate metabolic process; malate metabolic process. The record is from RefSeq and is a predicted model, not a curated record. Gene Ontology annotation, molecular function: L-malate dehydrogenase (NAD+) activity. The transcript has a single exon. Bases 1590 to 3035 code for a protein of 481 amino acids.